AUGUCUACGACGCACAUGAGCUCCCCGGCUCCCAACCAGAGCGACCUUUCCACGGCCACUUACGAGGAGAGAGACGUCCCCUCGGAGCUGGAGAGGCAAAUCCGCCUGGUGAUUUUCGGCUUGUGCGUAAUCUUCGCCGCUGCCACCUUUGUCGGAGGUGUGUAUUCCCUGCUCUCCCUCCUCCGAAUGAGGAGGAAAAGCUCCCUGUGUCUUAUCGUGGCUUCCAUGUCGGUGGACGACCUUCUCAGCGUGGUCCCCGUCUCCCUGUUCAUGCUCUUGCAGUGGGAGACAGCUGGAGGUGGAGGCUCGGCCAGUCUGUGCACUUUAUCUGGACUUCUGUACGUGUUCCAGGGUGUUUCUAGCAACAUGAAGGCUUGCCUCAUAGCAGCUUACACUUUUUAUGUCACCAAGAGAUUCGGAGUUCUUCAAUCCGUCCGCCGGCCCCUAAGAGUGAUGUGGGCCAUCGCCGGUGUGUGGGCGGUCAGCCUCGCCGUCAGCGUGUUACCUUUGUGCGGAUGGGGCAGUUUCAAGCAGGUCUCUGUCGGGUGUUUCCCAGAGAGUGACAGUUUCUACACCCUGCUGCUUUUCGCUUUAUAUUCCCUGUGUUUCUGCGCCUUGUUGUUUUUCUUCAUCUCCCUCACCUACCAGCUGCUGUGCUCCAGGGAGCCCCAGAAGACUUUACUGUACCCGGGCUACUUGGAUAUGGAGAGGGGGCUGAGUGGCUCCGCUCCCCUCUGUGAACUUCCUUCAUUUUCCAGGGACAGCCUGAACACAAGUUUCGGUGCCUACAACGAGCUGAGCCCGAGUUCAGGCGGGACGGAGCUCAGGGAGAAAGAGGCCAGCGGGGGGCUGUCCCCAGUGUCCGUCAGCGGGCAGAGGACAGCAGCCGUCGGGGACACGCCGGUUGGGUUUGCACAAAAGCGCUUCUCCAUGAUCCUGGCGCUUGUCCGAGUCAUUUUAUGGAUGCCAAUGAUGACUUUGGUUCUCCUAAGCCACGCAGUGAAUGCACGCAGCUACUCCCUGGAGACGCUGAGCUUCUUUCUCACUCUGCUCGCCCCUGUGGUCACUCCAUUAUUUGUGCUGUCUGAGCGCUGGAUCCACAUGCCAUGUGGCUGCUUCAUUAACUGCAAACAGGAUCCAACACAGGAACCCUCAGUGAUGAAAAGAAGAUUUGAGUUCAACCUUUCCUUCCAACAAGGCUAUGGAGUGUACAAGUUGUCACAUGCCACCGUGUCCCAUAACAGUCCACCCCUUGAGAAGCCUGCCUAUCACAGCCUCUUUAACUGCGACUUUCCCGAUACCCACCUUGAUGCACUGGAAAGUGGCGGACUCUCCAGCCUGGUGCCUGGUUUUGAUUUCAGCACCACCUGCCCCGUGGACAGCUCCUCUCCUGCAGACCUUCACUUGGAAGUGUUGACCGGUGGAGGAGAGGUACUGGCUGAUUGUUCACUCCCUCAUGAGAACCACGGAGAUGAUGACGACUUCCGCUGUGUCUCUUCACCUCCUUCUCACAACCGGGAGCAGGAUCACAAUCUCACUGAUACAUCGUCUGUAUUCGAGGGCCCUGAGAGGAGGCUGUCGCAUGAGGAGUGCCGGAAAAUCGAGCUGACAGACUGGGAGUGGUGCAGGAGUAAAUCAGAGAGGACACCCAGACAGCGGUCAUCAGGUGGUCUGUCGAUCCCCCUGUGCGCCUUUCAGGGCACCGUAUCUCUGCAAGCACCCACGGGGAAAACCCUCUCUCUAUCCACCUAUGAAAUCAGCAGUGACGGACUCAAAAUCUCCCCCAACAAUGCCAAGAAGGUGGAAGUGUAUCGCUCAAAAUCAGUUGGCCACGAGCCCAGCGCAGACGACCCGGCGCCAGGAGGCCAGGCUGGAGACGUGAACGUCAGCACCAUGGGGUUGGGCAUGGAGAUCGGACUGGGGAUGGGUAUAGGAGCUGGUGUGGGGGACACCAAUGUCAAGAUUCACCUUGAGGUUCUGGAGAUCUGUGACAACGAAGAGGCCAUGGACAGUGUCUCCAUCAUCUCCAACAUCAGCCAGUCCUCCACCCACGCCCGCUCGCCGUCGCUGCGUUAUUCUCGUCGGGAGAACCGAUUCGUCUCCUGUGACCUGGGCGAGACCGCUUCCUACUCUCUGCUCAUCCCCAGUGGUGGCAACCCAGAGGCAGAGACCAUCAAUAUCACUAUACCUGACACUGUGGAGGCCCAUCGGCGGAACAGCCAACGGCAGACGCAGGAGAACUCAGGGUACCGUGAGGAGAUACAGCUGCUGAAUGAGGCCUACCGAAAGCAAGCUGGGGAGAGUGAAGAGUGA
This is a messenger RNA of Anoplopoma fimbria (sablefish), 2313 nucleotides long. RefSeq names its product probable G-protein coupled receptor 149. Gene Ontology annotation, molecular function: G protein-coupled receptor activity; neuropeptide binding. The coding region runs from base 1 to 2313 and encodes 770 amino acids. Gene Ontology annotation, cellular component: neuron projection; membrane. The transcript is spliced from 5 exons. NCBI's taxonomy places the organism in Eukaryota, Metazoa, Chordata, Actinopteri, Perciformes, Anoplopomatidae. Gene Ontology annotation, biological process: neuropeptide signaling pathway. The record is from RefSeq and is a predicted model, not a curated record.